This is a messenger RNA of Vigna angularis (adzuki bean), 360 nucleotides long. RefSeq lists its product as uncharacterized. The transcript has a single exon. NCBI's taxonomy places the organism in Eukaryota, Viridiplantae, Streptophyta, Magnoliopsida, Fabales, Fabaceae. The record is from RefSeq and is a predicted model, not a curated record. Bases 1 to 360 code for a protein of 119 amino acids.
AUGACAGGAGUUGGAAGAGCCAUCAAGUCAAGGAAGUUAUCUCCGAUGUUUCUUGGACCAUUUCAGAUUAUCAAAAGGAUAGGACCGGUAGCAUAUGAAAUUGCACUACCUCCUCAAUUGGAAAAUUUACACAAUGUGUUUCACGUUUCUCAGUUGAGGAAGUAUGUGUCAAACCCUGAUCAUGUGCUCGAAUUGGAUGAUGUUCAAAUCAGAGAAGACUUGUCAUUGGAUGUUCAGUCGAAGCAGUUGAGAGGGAAGGAUAUUCGUACAGUGAAAGUGUUGUGGAAUGAGAAGACUGAAGAAAUGACUUGGGAAUUGGAAGAAGAAAUGAAAAAUCUUCAUCCUCAUCUUUUUGGUUAA